UUUGUCAAAGGCAACUGAAAAAAGAUGGAGAUGUGGAUGAGGAAUAAGUGAGUAACACCACCACAACUUCCCACUUUUGAAAAUUACAAGCAAAUGUGCCUCCCAAAGUGGACAUUGACACUAGUAGUAAUAUAAAACACACCGUCCUCAUAUCUUUCUCUCUCUCACACACACACUCUCUCUCUCUCUCUCUGGUUCAAAUUCUUGCUAAUGUCCUAUUGCAGUCUCAUCUUACUUUAUAGAUUUAGGAGAAUAAAAUGGAGCUGGAAGCACGUAGAAACCCCUCUGUGGUGAGCUUUGAAUCUUCACCAGCUUCAAUCGCACCAAUGGGAUCACUGCUGAGAAGGGUGUGCAACAAAUUUUCUGGCUUUGCCUGUUCUUGGAAAAAGGCUCACUGUCACCGCGGCCGAGGAACUCUCCAUAGGGAUGUUGAACAAGAAGAAUUUCCGUAUCCAAGUACCCGUUGUCUCUCAUCAUACUACAGCGUCUUUGUAGCUCGCCUCGCCAUCAUGGUCAUGCUGGCAAUUUUAAUUGGGUUGCUAACCCUCCUGACAUGGCAUUUUACAAGGGUCUAUACAUCAAGGUCACUAAAUAGUUUGGCAUAUGGCCUUCGUUUUGAACUCCUGCAGCGUCCCUUACUACGAAUGUGGAACAUAGUGAAUUCCACAGUUGAAAUAACAACGGCUCAAGUCAAGCUGUCGGAGUAUGUAAUCAAACGGUAUAGCAAGCCUGUUAAUCAAGCACAGCAAGUUGAGCAGCUAUAUGAAGUAAUGAGAGAUGUAACCUGGGCACUAUUUGCAAGUCGUAAAGCUCUCAAUUCAAUAACAAUAAGCUACAGAAAUGGUUUUGUCCAGGCCUUCCAUAGAGAUCACCGGAGUAACAAUACAUUCUAUAUUUACUCUGAUCUUGUCAACUAUUCAAUCAGUGGGUCUUAUGAUGUCAACGAGCUAUCCUCUCAUCAAGGGUGGAAUGAUCAAUCCAUACGUAGUAAUAUCUCUGCCAUUUGGUACCGAGAACCACUCGAUCCUGUCACUGGUGCAAAGACGGGGAAACCAAAGAAAAUCCCACCAGAUGAUCUGAUCUACAUUGCAGGCCUUUCACAAGUGCCUGAUGGUGCAGCUUCAUGGCAUGUAGCAGUAAGCAAGUACACGGAUUCACCAUUGCUUUCAGCGGCAUUGCCUGUCCGGGACCCUUCUGAUGAAAUAGUGGCCGUUGUUGGUGUUACUACAGCACUUUAUAGUGUAGGUCAGUUGAUGAAAGAACUUGUUGAGUUCCACAGUGGACAUAUUUAUCUAACAUCUCAGGAGGGUUGGUUGCUCGCUACUUCCUCAAAUACUCCUCUCUUAAUGAAUUCAACAAAGGGACCCAACCUUAUGAUGGCUGUCAAUUCUGAAGAUCAUGUAAUACGACUGGGGGCCGAGUGGUUACAGAGAGUCUAUGGCAACAAGUUUCCGCAAGAACAUGAGGUUCACAUUGAAAACGCCAGGCUCGGACACCAGCUCUAUUACAUCGAUUCAUUUUUCCUAAAUUUAAGAAGACUUCCCAUGGUGGGAGUUAUCAUCAUUCCAAGAAAAUAUAUAAUGGGGAAGGUAGAUGAGAGAGCCUUCAAAACAUUGGUUACGUUGAUUUCUGCAUCUGUGUGUAUACUAGUCAUUGGGUGUAUCUGCAUUUUCAUAUUGACAAACGGAGUGUCAAAGGAAAUGAAACUAAGAGCAGAGUUGAUAAGCCAGCUAGAUGCAAGAAGAAAGGCAGAAGCAUCAAGCAACUAUAAAAGCCAGUUUUUAGCAAACAUGAGUCAUGAAUUGCGAACACCUAUGGCUGCAGUUAUUGGGUUGCUGGACAUCCUUAUAUGUGAUGAUUGUCUCACAAACGAGCAAUAUGGAACAAUUACCCAGAUUCGAAAAUGCUCAACUGCUUUACUUCGGCUUCUCAACAACAUUCUGGAUCUCAGUAAGGUUGAAUCUGGAAAGCUGGUUUUGGAAGAAGCUGAAUUUGACUUGGGGCGAGAACUUGAAGGACUUUUUGAUAUGUUCUCUGUGCAAUGCAUAAACCAUAAUGUUGAGACCGUUCUAGAUCUAUCAGAUGACAUGCCAAAAUUAGUUCAAGGAGACUCUGGCAGAGUUGUUCAAAUAUUUGCAAACCUAAUUAACAACUCUAUCAAGUUUACAACAUCGGGAUACAUCAUACUGCGAGGAUGGUGUGAGGAUCCAAAUUCUUUCAGUGAUACCAGGAAGUUCCCACUCAAUCAGAAGGAAUCAUGGUCUUCGCCAAAAUUGAAGUUGAAGCAACACAGGAACCAUGCAAAGAGAUCCUGCAAGAACGACAAGAAAGUGAUUCUUUGGUUUGAAGUUGAAGACACUGGUUGUGGGAUUGAUCCAAGCAAAUGGGAGUCUGUAUUUGAAAGCUUUGAGCAAGCCGAUCCUUCAACAACUAGAACGCACGGUGGCACUGGUCUUGGCCUAUGCAUUGUACGAACCUUGGUUAAUAAGAUGGGUGGAGAAAUAAAAGUUGUAAGAAAGAAUGGCCCAGGAACUCUAAUGCAGCUGCGUUUACUUCUCAGCACACCUGUAGAUAGCACGGGACAGCAUUGUCAAUUAAAAUUUGCAGAACACAGCUUGAAGGUACUUCUUGCACUUAGUGGCAAAAUGGCUAGAUUUACUAUGUCCCAGUGGUUACAGAAGAAUGGCAUGCUCACCUGGGAGGCAUCUGAGUGGAAUGAACUGAUUCAAAUGCUUCAGGAACUCUUUCAAGCCAAAACCUCUUCACAAAGUUCACCAAGUGAAUGUUCAAAAUCUGAAACAUUAGAUAUACAAGACACAACGGACUCAGUUUUUGUAGUAGUUACUGACAUUUUACUACUUGACUUAAGCACAGAUAUAUGGAAGGAACAGCUCAAUAUCCUGGAAAAAUACCAUGGGAAAAUGCAGUUUGCAUGGAUACUAAACCAUGAUACCUCCAAUGUCAUUAAGAUGGAGCUGCGUAGGAAAGGGCAUUUUUUGAUGGUCAACAGACCACUCUACAAGGCAAAAUUGAUUCAGAUUUUGGAAGCAGCCAUAAGGGAGAGAAAUCUUGAGCUGCAUAAGAAAAUGAAUACUUCAAGUUCUACAGAAGUUGAGGGUGAUUCACAUGAAUGUCUUGAAAUUGAUUUCAGUCCGUUUGAUGCUGCCAGCUCUGAUGAUUCUGUCAAGUCGGAAAUGGAAAGUUAUAAUCCUACAAGUGCAUUUCAUACCGGAGAAAAGCAAAGAGAAAACUUCACUAAAUUCUCUCUCUCACCGUAUGGGGCAGUCAACAAUGGAUAUAUGGAGCCUAGUCAAGUAAAUAUAAAAGAAAAUGAUUUGAGUACAAAUGACCCAGGUCAAAUGAGACUCACAUUGCAAGUCAAUUCAAGAUGCCGUGAACAACAAUUGACCAGCAGUUGUCCUGAAGAGCAAGGCAGUUUAUAUUCAGCUAAGCCUGUUAAUGAACAGAAAUCUCUUGAAGGCAUACGCAUACUAUUGGCAGAAGACACACCAGUACUCCAAAGAGUUGCAACCAUAAUGCUGGAAAAAAUGGGGGCAAGAGUUGUGGCAGUGGGAGAUGGACUGCAGGCAGUGAAUGCUUUAAACUUAAUGCUUAGUGCAGACGAGUGUAGAAAGGGAUCUUCCCCGGAAGAUGGGAAUGCAGAAACCCUGACAGAAAUAUGUGAUUCCCCACCAUACGACUUGAUCCUAAUGGAUUGUCAGAUGCCAAAGAUGGAUGGUUAUGAGGCAACCAAGGCAAUCAGGAAAUUUGAAUUGGAAACUGGAUCACACAUCCCAAUUGUCGCACUGACAGCCCAUGCUAUGUCAUCCGAUGAAGCCAAAUGCUUGGAGGUGGGUAUGGAUGCUUACCUAACAAAGCCGAUUAACUGCAAGCAAAUGGUAUCCACAAUACUUUCACUAACAAAGAGAACGGCCUAAUUUCUACAGAAAGCAUCAACAGCAUCACCACACAAUGCAGAGUUUGGAUUAGAGUUAAUAGAGAUCAAGGAAAGGCAACUUAUAGCAUAAUACUAGAACUUUUUUUUGGAGUUAUGGUUUUCCAUGUCAUGUAGUUCGGAAGCGACCACCAUCAUUUUGUAUAUAUACUAACUAGGGUAUCAAUGAGUAGCAAUGCAUGAACAAUGUAGCAUUAAAUCUAAAGAAGUGGGUUGGUGGUAGAUCAUGUUGAGAUGUAAUAAACUAAUAAAGUAAUGUACUUGCACGUAAGUCGAAUGGACACACACCACAGAUUUGAGGCUUUGCA
Molecule: messenger RNA, 4263 nt
Organism: Cornus florida
Lineage: Eukaryota; Viridiplantae; Streptophyta; Magnoliopsida; Cornales; Cornaceae
Product: histidine kinase 1
Exons: 13
Coding region: 258-3938 (1226 amino acids)
Biological process (GO): phosphorylation; phosphorelay signal transduction system
Molecular function (GO): phosphorelay sensor kinase activity
Source: RefSeq, a predicted model, not a curated record